This is a messenger RNA of Colletotrichum orchidophilum, 792 nucleotides long. RefSeq names its product dienelactone hydrolase. Lineage: Eukaryota; Fungi; Ascomycota; Sordariomycetes; Glomerellales; Glomerellaceae. The transcript is spliced from 4 exons. Gene Ontology annotation, molecular function: hydrolase activity. The record is from RefSeq and is a predicted model, not a curated record. The coding region runs from base 1 to 792 and encodes 263 amino acids.
AUGCUCAGCAAAACUAUUGUCGCGGCCCUCCUGGGCUUUGCAUCUCUUACCAAUGCUGCGAAGAAGUGCCCUGUUGCCGAUGUUUCCGCCAUUGCCCACACAGGCACCCCGAUUGGAAAGGAGGUCAAGUACAAUGGGCUGACCCAAUACGUUACCAAGCCGAGCGUGCGCGGUAACCGGACCACUGGCGUCCUAUACCUGACCGACGUUUUCGGAAUCCAGCUCGCGCAGAACAAGCUCCUUUCCGACAGCUUUGCUCGCGCUGGCUACAUCUCCGUCGCGCCGGACCUGUUCAACGGCAACCCGGCCCCAGAAGACAUCAACGUCCCCGGCUUUAACACGACUCAGUUCCUCUCGCAGCACGGGCCGAACGUGACUGACCCGAUCAUUGCCAACUCCAUCAAGUACCUGCGCGAAAAACUCGGUGUGAGCAAGAUCGCAGUCACGGGAUACUGCUUCGGAGGCCGCUACACCUUCCGCCUUCUCGCCGAGGGCAAGGGAGCUGAUGUUGGCUUUGCCGCACACCCGAGUCUGCUCACUGACGAGGAAAUCGCGGCCAUCACCGGUCCCGCGAGUGUCGCAGCCGCCGAAACUGACAGCCUCAUGUCGCCCGCUCGUCGUGCCGAGAUUGAGGCUCUGCUCGGUGAGACUGGCCAGCCCUUCUCUCUCGCGCUGUAUGGUGGUACCGAGCACGGCUUCGGCGUUCGCGCCAACAUCUCGGACCCUAAGCAGAAGUUCGGCAAGGAGGAGGCCUUCUUCCAGGCAGUCCGCUUCUUUGACACUUGGCUUUGA